AUCUUGAAAGAAAAGAAAACAUUGCAGCACCGACAGCACGUAGACAUUACAUGAGAGGGAUUUCAGAUUAAAUUUUAGUUGAUUUUAAUUGCAAAAUGUGGAAGAUUUUUGCAAAUGCGACGAGGGUUGCUCCUCGCAGCUUCUGGCCGAACGAAUCAACCAUUAGAUCUCAUUCAACAUUUAUCAAGAACUGCCAGCUGAUGAACCCCAAAUUCAAGAGCAGGUCAAUCUUACAAAAUUUAUUGUUAAAACGAGGGACGACCGUAGCAGUCGAAGCACAAUCAGCACCCCUUCGAAGCCAAAAGGUGAUUGGCUACUGGCUGCUCGGAUGUGGAGGGAUGGUCUUCGGUGCCGUGGUUUUGGGUGGAGUGACCCGAUUGACCGAGUCUGGCCUCUCCAUGGUCACGUGGAAGCUUCUUGGAGAACACAGACCGAGAAACCAAUCCGAGUGGGAAGAGGAAUUCAAAAAAUACCAACAGUUUCCUGAAUUCCAACUGAAAAACAAAAAUAUGAAGCUGGAGGAGUUCAAGUGGAUUUGGUGGAUGGAGUAUUUGCACCGCCAGUGGGGAAGGACGAUAGGCGCCGCUUUUUUCCUCCCAGCGAUAUUUUUCUGGACGAGGGGAUAUUUUGCCAAAGCCAUGAAGUUCCGUGUGGCUGUCUUCGGCACUCUUCUCGGAGGACAGGGUCUGAUGGGCUGGUACAUGGUGAGGUCGGGACUGGAGGCCGAGAGAUUCCAAGGACCCGAAAGCUCCGAGCCUCGAGUUUCUCAGUACAGACUGGCAGCCCAUCUCAGCUUGGCCUUGAUCCUUUACACCCUCUUCAUCUGGAAUGGACUCGACAAAAUUAUGCCUGCUCAGAAUAUGCCACAGGGAGCGUCGGUGGCUGUGAUUAAGCAGGCGAGGAAAUUCCGAAUGUUGGCGCAUUCGUGCAAGGGCCUCGUUUUCCUGACCGCCCUGUCAGGUGCUUUUGUGGCAGGUCUUGACGCUGGCCUUGUCUACAACUCAUUCCCAAAAAUGGCCGACAAAUGGAUUCCUGAUGACAUUUUGGCCUUUUCGCCAGCACUCAGAAAUUUCACCGAAAAUCCGACGACAGUUCAAUUUGACCACAGAGUUUUGGGUACCAGCACACUAGUGGCCAUCACAGGAAUGUGGUUAUUGGCACAUCGAAGGACUCUGCCUCCGAGAGCGUACAGAGCCACAACUGCUGUUGCCGCCAUGGCCUGGUUCCAGGUGAUACUCGGAAUCACAACCCUAUUGACUUAUGUACCAGUGCCAAUUGCUGCUUCCCAUCAGUCGGGGUCUUUGGUGCUUUUGUCCUUGGCUGUGUGGCUCACCCACGAAUUGAAACUUAUCCCAAAAAUACCAAAAUGAAACUUUUUAUUAUUUAAUGUAUAAAUGACUGAACAGAUAGAUGCUUCAAUGGGUGUAUAAUAUGUAAAAUAAAA
This is a messenger RNA of Neocloeon triangulifer, 1444 nucleotides long. Its product is annotated as cytochrome c oxidase assembly protein COX15 homolog. NCBI's taxonomy places the organism in Eukaryota, Metazoa, Arthropoda, Insecta, Ephemeroptera, Baetidae. The record is from RefSeq and is a predicted model, not a curated record. Bases 96 to 1370 code for a protein of 424 amino acids. Gene Ontology annotation, molecular function: oxidoreductase activity, acting on NAD(P)H, heme protein as acceptor. The transcript has 8 exons. Gene Ontology annotation, cellular component: mitochondrial inner membrane. Gene Ontology annotation, biological process: heme A biosynthetic process.